Spodoptera frugiperda (fall armyworm) is the source of this 2395-nucleotide messenger RNA. It is a transcript of the gene drongo, whose product is annotated as arf-GAP domain and FG repeat-containing protein 1. Gene Ontology annotation, molecular function: GTPase activator activity. Bases 89 to 1147 code for a protein of 352 amino acids. NCBI's taxonomy places the organism in Eukaryota, Metazoa, Arthropoda, Insecta, Lepidoptera, Noctuidae. The record is from RefSeq and is a predicted model, not a curated record. The transcript has 6 exons.
UUACUUUCAAUCACUCACACCACAAACCUAUCAGUGUAGCAUUCCGCACAUAUAUAAAUAAAACAUUACCCACACAUAGAAUACGAAAAUGGCUGCAAAUCGUCGCAAGCAGGACGAUAAAAAUUUAGAAAUUUUACGUGAGCUUAUUUCACUCAAUGGGAACAAGUAUUGUUUAGAUUGCAACCAAAGAGGACCUACAUACGUGAACAGUACAAUAGGUUCUUUUGUUUGUUCAAAAUGCUCGGGAAUGUUGCGUGGUCUUACUCCGCCUCACCGUGUAAAGUCCAUUUCCAUGGCCACUUUCACGCCGGAAGAAAUAGAAUUUAUAAAAGCAAGAGGUAACGACUACUGCAGGCGCGUUUGGUUAGGCCUUUACGAGGGUGAAAGUGUGAAUUUUACUGAUGAGCAAAGCGUCAAAGAUUUUAUGUCUGAUAAAUAUGAAAAGAAACGCUAUUAUCUGGAUUCGCCUGCAACUACGAACAAUCCCGUCAAUGGAAGUUCAUCGAAGAAUAAGCCCAAAGUUAAGACCGGAAGUAACGCGUCGAGCGCAGCGCCUUUGAUAUCGAUUUCGCCGCAAACAUCGAAAAAUACGGUCAAUAAUAACACGGUCGUUCAAACUGCGAAAGUGGUGAACAAUUUGCUGCCUGCUAACGACCUGAGUUACAGAGUAGCUCAACCAGUCAACAAUUUGGUAAAGCCUAUCAUGAACACUGUAAAUGUCACACCAGUACCUGCUGCUGUACCAGCCUCAGUACCUGAUUUUCCUGUUGAUUUUUCUACAGCAAAUAUUUAUAAUAGUAGCCAGAUCAAUAAUAAUAUGAACAAUAGUUUUGCAACUCCUCCGUCCAUGACUGCACCAGCAUUCAAUGCUUUCAGUACCCCUCCACAGCCUGCAAAUGAUCGCUAUGCUGCACUGGCAGAUUUAGAUAUGGCUUUAAGACAACAAAACAUGAAACAUAUGGAGGAAAACAAUGUUGUAAAUAAUAAAAAUCCAUUCCAAAGUACCACAACCAAUGAUCUGUUUGCCAGUAAAAAUCCAUUUUUCAAUGGAGGAUGGAGCACUGCCACAGCAACGGUACCAGUCAAUCCGUUUAUGCAGUCUACAAAUAAUGGCGGUUUUAUGAAUUCCAAGAAUCCAUUUCUCUGAUUUGGACUACAUGAAAACAUAAGAACUAAGUGAGAUGUCAAAGAACAAACUACGUAACAAAAAGCACAAACCAAGCUACAAAUUUUUUAUGUUAUUGAACAAUUGUAUAGUAGUUGAAUAAUUUAUUAAUGUUAUGCCAUAGUGGAGAUACAGUAAUACAUCAUGAUUACACUGAGUAAUCAGAUUUCAUGUCUUGAAUAUUCACAAAAUGUGUAAUUGCAUAGGUCUGGAUGUUAUUGCAUUAGCAGUCCACAGCUACCAUCAUGCAGCACGCUUGUUAUGGUUGUAAAAUUGAGUGCCUCAAUAUGCCUUACAUUUUUAUAUGUAUAUUUACAAUGAGUUAUUAAAUAUCUCAAACUAAAAAGUGAAAGUAUUGCGAUUAUCUGGAUAGAAAUGUUAAAAUAUGAACAAAUUGUAUGAAAUAUUGAUAAAGACUCUGGUUUUAGCUUUAUCCUAAAUUAUUUAGAUAGUAUUGUAUUUAAUAUGACCAGUAAAUGAUGAAGCUAUUUACGUACAUUAAUGUUAGUAUUGCGAAAUUGAAGGCACACAGGUAACAUAGAAUGUAUUUGUAAUCAGGUGCCUUGUGUGAGUAAGUUAUGUUCAGUGAGUCAGCCAGGGGCCGAGAGGCGUCGUCCAAUGAUGUCAUAAAGGUUACUGGCCUUAUUUGAUAGUUUGGAAUUGUAUGGAAUGGUACAAAAUUUAACUAUAAAAUAUGUAAGAUAUAAGAUUAUUGAGUAUUUUAAUGAGUUGGAGACCACAUUUUGGUAAAAAUAUAUUUAUUGUCCAGGUAUGAAUUGCUCACUAUCGUAAUAUUAAAUCAAGGAACUUCUGAUAAAAUCUACCACUUUACUUAGUAAUGAGUUGUUGACUUUUUGUAAUUUCCCCACACGAAAAAGAAGUUAUUUUUAAUGUUAUUUAAUAUUUUAACAUUUUGCGCUUGACAAAAAUUGUACUGAUAAUAAUUUUCUUAGUCAGGAUUAAUGUUUGUAAUAUACUCCUAUGUUUUCAAGGGAAUGUAUUGCAAAUCUAGUUAUAGUUAGCCAGUUAGAAAUUGAGCUCUCAAAUUAUGUGCUUCAUCUGUGAUUGUAAUCAGUUUUAUUUUUAUUUGCAAGGAGCUAACUUGAACAAUUUUUUUCUAAUCAAUGCACUUUCCUAUUUAUUUAGUUCAUAAUUGUUUUUUUUUUACUAUUUGAGCACUAAGAUCUGUUAAUUUGUAUAAAUAAAAUAAUCACUAUUAUUUUUUAUAAA